Dacryopinax primogenitus is the source of this 555-nucleotide messenger RNA. RefSeq lists its product as uncharacterized. The annotation marks the transcript as partial. The transcript has a single exon. NCBI's taxonomy places the organism in Eukaryota, Fungi, Basidiomycota, Dacrymycetes, Dacrymycetales, Dacrymycetaceae. The record is from RefSeq and is a predicted model, not a curated record.
CGCAUGCCUAUAUAUCCUUUACUAUAGACGACAUGGACGCCUUCAAAGACCUCUGGGACAACGCCGCCCCUGCUGCUGCUGCUGCCCAAGCUGCAAAGUCCCAAUCGCUCAACGCCGCUGCUGCGCAGGCGUCGGCGAGGUCGUACAACAGGCCCGACACGUUUGCUCUGCUCUCCUCUGCGCCCGGAAGCCGCACACUCACUCCAUCACUGCCGGCUCAGAGGCCGACGUCGGCCGCUUCUGUUACCAGGCCUGCAAGCGAACCUAGGAAUGGGGACGCCUUCAGCAACCUCAUGUCCUUUAGCUCAUCUGCCGCUGCAUCGUCCAACCUCUCUCUCUCGGAUAGACAGGCGAAGAUGGAGGCUGAAAAGAAAGAGCGAGAGCGACAACAACAUGAAGAGUACAAAUCUCAAGGUGCAUUCUGGGACAAGUUUGGAGGGGACGACCUCCUACAACCCACACCUGUGCCUGCUGCGCCCACGAUGAGCACGGCGUCGAGGACGGCAACACCAGCGCUCCAACCCACUCGCCCUUCUCCUAUUCCCCAAGCAUCCC